UUAGCCGAGGAGCAGCGCCAUGCCCGAGCCACCUAAAAGCGCGCCCAAGAAGGGCUCCAAGAAAGCCGUGACCAAGGCGGCUGGUAAAGGAGGCAAGAAGCGCAGAAAGUCCAGGAGGGAGAGCUACGCUAUCUACGUGUACAAGGUCCUGAAGCAGGUUCAUCCCGACACCGGCAUCUCGUCUAAGGCUAUGGGCAUCAUGAACUCCUUCGUCAAUGACAUUUUCGAGCGUAUCGCCGGUGAGUCCUCUCGUCUGGCUCACUACAACAAGCGCUCUACCAUCACCUCCAGAGAGAUCCAGACCGCUGUGCGCCUUUUACUGCCUGGCGAGCUGGCCAAGCACGCCGUGUCCGAGGGCACAAAGGCCGUCACCAAGUACACCAGCUCCAAGUAAAGCGCGCUGCUGCUGCGGCCGCCUUCAGCAACCCAACGGCUCUUUUAAGAGCCACUCACUUUCUCAUAGAAGAGCAAAUUCAUGUCUCUCUCUUCGUGUUGUUCCCUUGUUUUAUAAUAAAUGAGGAAUUGAAUAAAAAUUUAUUUACGGGAGAUACAGCGAGAAAAAUUGCCACAUCAAGAAAACCGACCUCCAUCAAUGAGUAAAUAAAGGAGCUAUUUUACUUACAAAGCGAAAAUAACCGAGUAAAAAUUAUAUGGGUGCUGCACCGAGUUAUUUAAAACGUUUUGUCUGUGCGGAUAAAUGGAAAUCUACCUUGUGACAAUGUCCAUUGUUAAAAACACAACGUGU
Molecule: messenger RNA, 745 nt
Organism: Neoarius graeffei (lesser salmon catfish)
Lineage: Eukaryota; Metazoa; Chordata; Actinopteri; Siluriformes; Ariidae
Product: histone H2B-like
Exons: 1
Coding region: 20-394 (124 amino acids)
Cellular component (GO): nucleosome
Molecular function (GO): DNA binding; protein heterodimerization activity; structural constituent of chromatin
Source: RefSeq, a predicted model, not a curated record